AUGCAAUCGUCUGAUGAUGUUGAUGCAAAAUGGGUGAACUCGAUGAAGACGGAAGGAAGUUCGGAAAUAGUUGGUUAUAUAAAUGAACACGCAAAAGCGGCAGGCCGUUACAAGAUAACAUUGCUUGUAGAAGAUCCCGGAUUGAAUACUGAAAGUCUUAUUUCGACAAAUGAAGAAGAAGAUUUCACAGAAGAACAAAUUGCGCCACAAAGAAUCAAGAGAAAGUCGUCUAAAGAACUAUCUAAUGGGCCAUCUUUGACAGAGGCCGAUGAGCAAUUUCUUGUUGAUAAAGCUGAGAAAAGUCUGAUCGAGGCCUACAAGGAUUGUCAAACAUCAAAGAAAACUGGAGCAGAGUUUGAUGACUGCAUUGAUAAAGCACAGAAAAUGACAGAACAAGAAAUCACCUCUUCUUUGAAUAAUGAACAGAAGUGUGGCGGAGCCGAGCUAGAAAAGUGCAAGGAUAGAAUUCAGAAAAAGGCGGUUUCUACCAUUCCGUUUUCAAUUCCUGUCGAAAAAUCGUACUCUGGAGUGAUGGCAGCAAAAUACGGAAACGUUAGGAUUGGAAUGAUUCUUGCAAAACAUUUUGAUGGCUGCUACCACGGACAGAAUAAGAUUGCUCUACUUCUGAAAUGUUUGAAAGAGGGCGAGCAAAAGUCCCCGAUUAAUGUUGCUUUCGACAAAAUUGCGGAGCAACUGGAAGAAAAUUGUACGCGAGAUGGGACUAGCGACUGUAGAAGCGGUUUAGUAAAUUACGUCAACGUCUUGUUACACGAUUCCAUCAAAGCUAUCUUAGAAAUCUACUGCAAGAACAAGGAGACGGAUAACAAAUGUUUGGAAAAAAUUAAGAAUAUCCCUGCAGAUUAUUCGAAAGGAUUCGAUAUAUCGUCAAAUCAUCAGCCCAUUUCACUAGAAGCCAUCAAAACUACCGGCUACGGAGACAUCGAAUUGGGUAAAAAGCUCUCUGAUGACGCUGCAAAAUGCAAAAAAGAGAAAAGCAGUGUUACAUUUAUCGAGUGUUUGUCACAAGUGAUAGAGAAGUCAUCUACGAAAAAAUCAAUUGCGGAAGGAGUGUCUAAAACCUGUAAAGGGAAUGAAAAAGAAGACUUUUGUCGGCAAAAUGGCAAAACAACUGUCGAAAAAACUUUGAAAGAAGCAGUUAAUGCUCUUUUGACAAACUAUUGCGGGAAAACGUAUAAGAAAGAGCGAUUGUAUCAAUCGUGCUUGAUGACAAACAUGGAUCAGAUUUCUAAAGAUGUUCAGCUUCCUGCUGCUGAAAUCGACUUCGAACCAGAGCUGUCUUUAAAGCCAAUUGUGACGGAAAAAAAGUAUGGAGCAAUUGCAAUUGGUUCGAUAAUCGAAAAAAGUGCGGGAAGUUGUGUGGAAAACAACAAGAAACUGACAAAAAUAGCUUUCUCAAGUUGUUUGGGAGACUCUAAUACCGCUGCUUUAAAAGGGGCUAUGGAGGAAAUUUCAAAACAACUGGCGAGUCAUUGUGCAAAGAGUCCAAAAUCAGAGCGAGAAUGUAGAAACGAAGGGGAAUCAUCAGUUGAAUUUUCACUUGAGCAAGCUAUUAAAUCGUUGAUUCUGAUGUUUUGCAAAGCUAAUUCGCCUAAGUACCAAUUUGAUUAUGAUACUUGUAUAGAUGGCAGAAUCUCGGUCUCCAAAACUAUUGCUGCAGGUUUCGAAGUUCCUUUCAAGUUUCUUGAUGAGGUUCCCCUCUCCGAAAUAAUUAAGGACGAGAAUGGUCGAAUUGAGAUAGGCGCCACUCUGAAGAAAGAAGCUGAUCUAUGCAAAACCCCCAAUCCUCAAACACGCGACCAGUAUUUCAAUUGCUUGAAAGGAAAACCUUUGCAAACCGCUUUGAUCGAAUUAGCGGAGAAACUGGCUGCUCAUUGUGGAAAAGGUGAAAGAACACAUGUGAAAACGUGUCGGACCAACGGCAAAGCUGAAGUGGAAGCAAAGCUGAAAAAUAGUAUCGAUGCCGUUUUGACCAACUUUUGUCGAGAAACCUUCCCAAAAGCACAAAACGAGUAUAAGGAGUGUCUGAAUUUCGAUGGAGCUGUCUUGGAACCUCUAUCAAAAAUCGUCAACUUUCCUGCCACAAUCUACGCUCCAAUCGAUAUGCUCAAGUUCAAAACAAGUGACGAUCACGGUGAUAUCAAAAUAGGUGAAGUUCUCCAAAACUCCGUCAAUUCAUGCAAAGGAAAGACGGCACUCAAAGAGUAUUUUGAAUGCAUAAAGGGAGCUGAUGGAGCACAAACUUCUCCCUGGCUAGAUGUUACUGGCCAAAUUUCAAAGGAACUAGCUGAUCUGUGCGGGCAGAAACAAAAAAUUAAAGACUGUAGAAACACUGGAAGAGUGGAAGUUAAGUCUGAACUGAAAGAAGCAGUUGAAGCACUUCUAUUAAAUUUUUGUGGUCAAAAUGCUGCCAGCAGUCAACAAGUUUACGAUAGCUGCACAUCGGAUGGAGACUCUUUAGGGAUUGCACUUGAUAAAGUCAUCGAUCUUCCUAUCAGUAUACGUCAGGAGGUUUCUCUACCGUCGCUUGUAAUUGCUAAAUAUGGUGACAUCCGUAUUGGCGAAAUUGUUCAAAACCAAGCAGAAACAUGCAAGAACAUGAAGACAUUCGAUGAAAUCGUUGAUUGUCUGAAAACGUCAAAAGGUUCUCAACCAUCUCCUUCGAAAUCUGCUAGAGAUUCCGUUUCGGAAAAAUUUGCUGAUUUUGCUAUAAAACAUACGUUUGGAGACGGCGAUUGGAAAAAAGGAGUAGCAGAAGUUCAGAUGGAAUUUGAAAAGACUAUUCAAGCUGUAUUUUCAAACUUUUGUCGUGAAAAUGUCAAUUACGAUCAAGACAAUUACGUCGAAUGUUUGGAUGAUGGAUUGAAGCGUUCACAAGAAAUGUCCCGAGAGUUCUCUCCAAUCGACCUCUUCUUACAAUGUGGUUCUAAAACGACCAUUGAUGAUUUCAAUCAAUGUAUUGAUGGUGCAAACAGUCACCGUCUCAGUUUAUGGACUGUCGGGUGUGCUUCCAUUCCCAGAAAGAAAGAAUGCAUCGAUGAAGCUACAGAAAGUUCUCGCAUAAUAGCAAACGUUGCAAAAAUCGCAGCUAAACUCGUCAGUUGUGAAGACACGCAGUGUGUUCAGACAGAAAAGCAGAAGGUGACCGAUUCAUUUGCUAAAAACAUUGAAAAAUAUUGUAAAGUGCCAUGUAAAGAUUCGGAAGCAAAAGUUGAAGCUGCAAUGAUCAAGUUGUUACCGGAUUGUUCGGCGUAUCCAGAAAACUUAAAAUGUCGAGCCGGUUUCUCUCUCGCACUCAAAGAAGACGUAGGAUGCCAGAGUCUCCCGAAAGACUUCGAAGUUUGUGACGAGUUCUGUGGUGCAAUGGAAAGAACAAAAGUCGACGAUGGUUUCACACCAUUGGAAAUUUGUCUUAUUGUUCUCAAUUUUAUUGCGUUUCUAUGCCUUUGCUGCAUCAUCGGCUACAAGUGCAGGAAAACCCGGAAAAGUAAAAAGCCCGCAACUACAGUGAUCAAUUCUAAUGAAACGAAUUUGGAGACAGGUCAAGCAGUAGAUGUCAAACUUACACCGGGCGUGGAAAAGAAAGAAGAGAAGAUCGACGAGACAGGAGUUCAAGAAGCAAGAGUUCAAGAAGAAGGAGUUCAAGAAGAAGGAGUUCAAGAUGGCACUCCAGCUCUCGGGAACAAUCCGGAACUCGAAAGAAUGCGUGACAAGCUUAAACAAACUCAAGACAAUCUUAGAUUAUUGAGAACACACGCGAAUAAGUGUGCAGAAGAACACAAGAAAGAUCUCGCGAAUAAGUUCACACCUAUGGGACCGAUUUACAUUCCGUCGGAACCAGAGGUUCCGCCUCCAGCUGAUAUUCCCUCGUCCAACAUUUCACUGACCAAUGUAGCUUGGAAAGAUUCAUUAAACGAGUUAUGGGAAGUUGGUUCCGAUGUAGACGACAUUGAGCUGGAUCCAGACUUUGUCUUGAAUCCAGAUUCAGUCACUGAAGACGAAACUAGCCAAAAGAGUGGUAAAUCUAAGAGUAGUUCAAAGAGUAAAAGCAAGGAAAGCAAGAAUAGCAAGAAAAGCAAGAAAGUUCCAUCGACUUCUGGUACUGGACCAUCUAUUCCUGGCCGUCUUUCUGUUUCGGCACCUGCUCUAAUUGCUACCGCCGCUGAAAAACCGAACGCCUCUGAAACAAAGAAGGAACAGAGCAAGAGCAAGUCAAAAUCUCGAGAAUCUUCUGCUGAACCGAAAGAAUCAUCUGCAUCAUCAUCUGUUCCACCGGAAAACGAACCGUCUACUUCGGGAUUUCCUUCUGGUUCGGCGCCUGUUCCAUCUGCUCCCGCCGGUGAAAAACCGAACGCCUCUGAAACAAAGAAGGAGCAGAACAAGAGCAAGGAAUAG
Messenger RNA from Caenorhabditis remanei, 4413 nucleotides. RefSeq lists its product as uncharacterized. Lineage: Eukaryota; Metazoa; Nematoda; Chromadorea; Rhabditida; Rhabditidae. The transcript has 34 exons. The coding region runs from base 1 to 4413 and encodes 1470 amino acids. The record is from RefSeq and is a predicted model, not a curated record.